AGGCUAGAAUAUACCACUGUCGCAAAAAGAUCACCACGUUAAAAUCCAAGAAGAAAUUUAGAGCCAAGUCAUCUGCCUAUAAUUGUGGCCAGCUCUAUUCAGACCACACUCUACUCUGAUAUAUCAGCCGACAAGGCAACUGUCCCUCACCCUGCAGAAGAGUCCCUUCCCCCACCCUAGUCACAUGGCUGGCCACUAUUGAGCCCCAGAAGUCAAUCUCCAGUGCCCCAAAUACUGCUCAGCCUGGAAGCCACAGACAGCCCUUCCUGCCACCCAACAGGAACAUAACAAGUGGCUCUGGCCUUCCCAGGAUUUCCAGCACUAAGAACAGGAAGUCAUGAAGGUGAAAGAGGAGAAGGUUGGUGUAGCAAAGGUGGGCCCCACAAAGUACAGAAGAAGAUGCCUGGAUCAAGACUGCCCUUCCAUCCAUAUCGGGCUUCCAGUCCCCAGUUAUACUCAAAGAAAAAGUGACCAGAAGGGACAUCUCUCAGGCCUGCAAAAAGUCCACUGGGGCCUUCAGCCAGACAAGGCACCACAGGAACCGAGCAGCCCAGGGAGAGGAACAAGCAGCAGGGACAGGAGCAUGGAUGUUAUCAGCAGGACUCGUUCUCCAGCUGCUGAGCAGCUCCAGGACAUCCUGGGGGAGGAAGAUGAGGCUCCCAACCCCACCCUCUUCACAGAGAUGGAUACUCUGCAGCACGAUGGAGACCAGAUGGAAUGGAAGGAGUCAGCCAGGUGGUUAAAGUUUGAAGAAAAGGUAGAGGAAGGAGGUGAACGCUGGAGCAAGCCCCACGUGUCCACACUGUCCCUACACAGCCUCUUCGAGCUUCGCACCUGCCUGCAGACGGGGACGGUGCUGCUGGAUCUGGACCGUGGCUCCUUGCCACAGAUCAUAGAUGAUGUCAUCGAGAAACAGAUUGAAGAUGGGCUUCUGCGGCCAGAACUCCGGGAGAGGGUCAGCUAUGUCCUCCUGAGGAAGCAUCGUCACCAGACCAAGAAACCCAUCCACCGCUCCUUGGUAGACAUUGGAAAGUCGGUCUCUUCUACCACGAGCCGCAGCCCUGCCCGGAACCCUGCAGCUGGCCCAAGUCUGCGACGCUCCACUGAGGACCUGAGGAUUCGGCAAAGCACAAAUUACGGACAUCUGUGCCAUGCCCAGAGCAGAAGCAUGAACGACAUUUCUCACACCCCAAACACAGACCAGAGGAAAAACAAGUUCAUGAAGAAGAUCCCCAAAGACUCAGAAGCCUCCAAUGUGCUUGUGGGGGAGGUGGACUUUCUGGACCAGCCUUUCAUUGCCUUUGUGCGUCUCAUCCAGUCUGCCAUGCUGGGAGGAGUGACUGAGGUGCCCGUUCCCACCAGGUUUCUGUUCAUACUGUUGGGACCUUCUGGGAGAGCAAAAUCCUACAAUGAAAUCGGCCGUGCCAUUGCAACUCUCAUGGUGGACGAUCUCUUCAGCGAUGUGGCCUAUAAAGCCCGCAAUCGGAAAGAUCUGAUUGCAGGAAUCGAUGAGUUUCUGGACGAGGUCAUCGUCCUUCCUCCUGGAGAAUGGGACCCAAAUAUUCGCAUUGAGCCACCUAAGAAAGUGCCCUCUGCUGAUAAGAGGAAGUCUGUGUUCUCCCUGGCCGAGCUAGGCCAGAUGAACGGCAUUGUGGGAGGAGGCGGUGAGACUGCAGGCGGAGGAAGCAAUGGUGGUGGAGCAGGGGGCAGCGGAGCCAGUGGAGCUGGCGGUGGGGAUGAUGCUGAGAUGCCGGCUGCCCACGAAAUCAGCGAGGAGCUCAUCUGGACAGGAAGGUUCUUUGGUGGGCUGUGUCUGGACAUCAAGAGGAAGCUACCCUGGUUCCUGAGUGACUUCUAUGACGGCUUCCAUAUCCAGUCCAUCUCUGCCAUCCUGUUCAUCUACCUCGGCUGUAUCACCAACGCGAUCACCUUUGGUGGGCUACUGGGUGAUGCCACCGACAAUUAUCAGGGAGUGAUGGAGAGCUUCCUGGGCACUGCCAUGGCUGGCUCCUUGUUCUGCCUCUUCUCGGGACAGCCUCUCAUCAUCCUCAGCAGCACCGGGCCCAUCCUCAUCUUUGAGAAGCUCCUCUUCGACUUCAGCAAAGGCAAUGGCCUGGACUACAUGGAGUUCCGCCUCUGGAUUGGCCUACAUUCAGCCGUCCAGUGCCUUAUCCUGGUGGCCACAGAUGCCAGCUUUAUCAUCAAGUAUAUCACCCGCUUCACUGAGGAAGGCUUCUCCACCCUCAUCAGCUUUAUCUUCAUCUAUGAUGCCAUUAAGAAGAUGAUUGGUGCCUUCAGGUACUAUCCCAUCAACACGGACUUCAAGCCUGACUCCAUCACCACAUACAAAUGCGAGUGCGUCGCCCCUGAUCCAGUGAAUACAACUGUCUUCAAUGCCUCAGCCCCACUGGCACCAAACACCAACAACUCUCUGUACAUCCCCAUUAACCUCACAGCACUGGACUGGUCCCUGCUGAGCAAGAAGGAGUGCCUGAGCUACGGUGGGCGCCUACUUGGGAACUCCUGCCAGUUCAUCCCAGACCUGGCACUUAUGUCCUUCAUCCUUUUCUUUGGGACAUACUCCAUGACCUUGACCCUGAAGAAGUUCAAGUUCAGCCGCUAUUUCCCUACCAAGGUCCGGGCCUUGGUGGCUGACUUUUCCAUCAUUUUCUCCAUCCUCCUGUUCUGUGGAAUCGAUGCCUGUUUUGGCCUGGAAACACCCAAACUGCACGUGCCCAGUGUUAUCAAGCCCACGAGGCCUGACCGAGGUUGGUUCGUGGCCCCCUUUGGGAAGAACCCGUGGUGGGUGUACCUGGCAAGUAUCCUGCCUGCUCUGCUGGUGACCAUCCUGAUCUUCAUGGACCAGCAAAUUACAGCCGUCAUUGUGAACAGGAAGGAGAACAAACUGAAGAAGGCCGCUGGCUACCAUUUGGACCUGUUCUGGGUGGGCGUCCUCAUGGCCCUGUGCUCCUUCAUGGGGCUCCCCUGGUACGUGGCUGCCACAGUCAUCUCCAUUGCCCACAUUGACAGCCUCAAGAUGGAGACGGAGACCAGCGCCCCUGGGGAGCAGCCCCAGUUCCUGGGGGUCAGGGAACAGAGAGUUACUGGCAUCAUCGUCUUCAUCCUGACGGGAAUCUCUGUCUUCUUGGCUCCAGUCUUGAAGUACAUCCCUAUGCCGGUUCUGUACGGAGUCUUCCUCUACAUGGGUGUGGCCUCCCUGAAUGGCAUCCAGUUCUGGGAGCGCUGCAAGCUCUUUCUGAUGCCUGCCAAGCACCAGCCAGACCAUGCCUUCCUGCGCCAUGUGCCCCUACGCCGCAUCCACCUCUUCACCCUGGUUCAGAUCCUCUGCCUGGCUGUACUCUGGAUCCUCAAGUCCACUGUGGCUGCCAUCAUCUUCCCAGUCAUGAUCCUGGGCCUCAUCCUUGUUCGAAGGCUUCUGGACUUCAUAUUCUCCCAGCAUGAUCUGGCUUGGAUUGACAGUAUCCUCCCAGAGAAGGAGAAAAAGGAGACAGAUAAAAAGAAGAAAAGAAAAGGGGCCCAUGAGGACAGUGACGAGGAGCCCCAGUUCCCUCCUCCCUCAGUUAUAAAGAUCCCCAUGGAAAGUGUCCCAUCUGAUCCCCAAAACGGCAUCCACUGCAUUGCCAGAAAAAGAUCUUCCAGUUGGAGUGACUCACUCUGAUUCUUCCUUCACUGGCUUGGAGCUGGAUCGAAGCAUCACCUUGCACUUCAAAAUCUCCUGUCCAGCUUCACCUGCUUUCAACUACUCUUGGAACCCUGUCUUCAUGGUGCCACAGGUGAAGAUAGAGAUGGAGUCUGACUAUGACUUCACAGAUGUGGAAGAGUUUGCAAGAGAGGCUGACCGUGAGACCACUCUCUAGGUGAUGCAGCUGCUCCCAGCCUUCGUACAGGGGGCAGGCUUGGUAUAGUCUCAGUUGUGAGAGUCUGGGUCUCUCUGUGUCUGUGCCUUUUUGCCAAAUGAAGUCCUUCUGGUGAAUAGAGAAGUAGAAAUCUUUCAGUGAUGCAAAGCUUUCCCCUUUCCUUCAUAGUUAUUAAAAUACUAGAAGGUAAACAUCAUACCUUAUUUUUCAAAUGCAGCCCAAUGCAAGAAACUACAUUUCUUUUGAAAUGAAAAAAAUGCAUAUUUGCCAAAAUCUUAACUAACAUAAAUGGGCACUAGUUAAUUUAUAUUUAAAACAAUAUCAAAUACAUUUUAAAAUUUUAAAUCUAGAUAAUUUGAUAGAACUCAAAACACUCCUACAGCCACCUGUAAUCCCAACUUGGGAUGUUGAGGCAGGAGGACCCUUUAAUGGAUACUAGAUUUCACACCUGGAAUCAAUUUCUUCCUGCUAUUGGGUAGGUCCUUCCUGCAAGUUUUCAGUGUUUGAUACCCAAAGGCAAACCUCCAUUCAUACAAACACUGUGUUAGGCAGCUAACAUUUUAGAAGACUGUAACUUUGCAAUGUUAAUCAAACUAGUACUUUAGAGCAAUGAUUGGAAGCAAUUUGAGUAGAUUAAAACCAGCUAUUAAUGAAACAAAGCCUUUCCCCAUGAAAUUGAAGAUUGGACAUUUUUAUUUUCAAUUCACAUUUAGUAGCCCCUAUUUAUGUAGCACUUAUUACUGCCCAAUAGCUGCAAAACAUCUAACAUUUUCUUUCUCUAUAAAACAACUAUGAAUUUGAAUCUUGAGUAAAUCACAUUAUUUAGUUUCUACAUUUACUCAAGAUGACAAAUACAGAUUUUUUUUUUUUUUAAGACAAAUGUACCUUUUUAAGUCAUUAGUACCUUGAUACAAGGACAGGCAGCUGCCUCUGUAAUCUUCAGUCUAGCGGAGUGCCUGGUCCAUAAAACGUUCUCAGUUAAGUGUUCACAAAAUUCAGUCUCAGAGCUCUAUUCCAUGGGGUACUGCCAAGAAGCAAAGCUCUCUAAGCCUCUAUCACUCCUAACAGCAGAACCUUCUCAAAUUGAAGUAUAACUUCUUUAUUGUCCUAUGCACCAAUACAGGGAAAGCUAACAAUCCCACCUGAACAUUUCAGAUUUAAAGCCUAGCUGAUUUGGAAUAGGACUUUAUGUCCAGAUUGUAGAAAUGUUAUGUAGAUUUGGGAGUAAAUGUGGUUGGAUUAAUCAAAAAAACUGGAAAACUACAAUGUUGUUUUUUCUGUUGUAAAUUGAUUUGUGUAAUUUUUACCUUAUGUAUCAUUUAUAUUUUGUAUAUAUAAGAGCAGUUUAAUUUCAAGGGUCUUUAAUAGGGUGACAUACUG
Messenger RNA from Fukomys damarensis (Damara mole-rat), 5258 nucleotides. RefSeq names its product solute carrier family 4 member 5 (gene Slc4a5). Gene Ontology annotation, cellular component: plasma membrane. The transcript has 27 exons. Gene Ontology annotation, biological process: regulation of intracellular pH; renal system process; bicarbonate transport. The record is from RefSeq and is a predicted model, not a curated record. Bases 338 to 3679 code for a protein of 1113 amino acids. NCBI's taxonomy places the organism in Eukaryota, Metazoa, Chordata, Mammalia, Rodentia, Bathyergidae. Gene Ontology annotation, molecular function: sodium:bicarbonate symporter activity; solute:inorganic anion antiporter activity; monoatomic anion transmembrane transporter activity.